AUGCUGCUGUCAUCGCUAGCAGGCAGGAACCAGGACUGCCUGUUGUCAGUGAUGUUGGACGUGCUGGAGGAGCAGUCCCACAGGGACCUGUUUGCCUUAGAGCUGGACUCUGGCACUGGACAGCAUGUGGUACACUUUGCCAUGGAGAUGCCCUUCGUCACCUGGCAACCGUCAGACAUCAAAGAAGAGUCCCUUGAAAGUAUCAGAGGUUAUAUUGUAGCAUCAAAGGUUAAGACUGUCCUGCAGCCUGUGCACCUGGAUGCUCAAAAGCCCUGGGAGAAGUGGGCAGGGCUUCCACAAGACUCCUGUGAUGUCAUUGUUGCCAUCAAAAAACUGCAAUAUAGCACGCUCAAAACUGCAGAGGGUGUAUUCAAAGGAGCAGGACUCCGACAGAAUGGUUUCCUCAAUGUAUGCGGAUACUAA
This is a messenger RNA of Hypomesus transpacificus, 423 nucleotides long. RefSeq names its product methyltransferase-like 26 B. The coding region runs from base 1 to 423 and encodes 140 amino acids. Lineage: Eukaryota; Metazoa; Chordata; Actinopteri; Osmeriformes; Osmeridae. The record is from RefSeq and is a predicted model, not a curated record. The transcript is spliced from 3 exons.